Messenger RNA from Conger conger (European conger), 4738 nucleotides. RefSeq names its product potassium channel, subfamily T, member 2b (gene kcnt2b). Bases 177 to 3848 code for a protein of 1223 amino acids. NCBI's taxonomy places the organism in Eukaryota, Metazoa, Chordata, Actinopteri, Anguilliformes, Congridae. Gene Ontology annotation, cellular component: membrane. The transcript is spliced from 30 exons. Gene Ontology annotation, biological process: potassium ion transport. The record is from RefSeq and is a predicted model, not a curated record. Gene Ontology annotation, molecular function: intracellular sodium-activated potassium channel activity.
GCUACACGUCGGCUUCUCCCAAUAAUACAAUGUUUUUCUGAAACAAAACAGUAACAGAAAAGAAAACACGGAGCGCGUACGUUGGAGGGAGGGGAAAGCAUAUAUUUGCUUUAUACAUAUUUUUAAAAUCCUUCUCACCGGGAAAUCUUUGUUCGGUUUGUUCUGAGGACGCGGUCAUGGUGGAGCUGGAGAAGGAGGUUCUUCCACUACCGCCACGGUACCGGUUCCGAGACCUGUUGCUUGGAGACUGGCAAUCAGAUGACAGAGUGCAGGUAGAGUUCUAUGUGAAUGAAAACACCUUCAAGGAGCGCCUGAAGUUAUUCUUCAUCAAAAACCAAAGAUCCAGUCUGAGGGUGCGGCUGUUUAACUUCUCCCUGAAGGUGCUGAGCUGCCUGCUGUACAUCAUCAGAGUUCUGCUGGAUGACCCACGAGAAGGGAGAGGGGGAUGCUGGGGUUGUCCCAAGCGGAACUCGUCUGAACAGCCUUGGGGUCAGUUUGACUGGUCCUUUAUCAUUUGGGUGAACAGACCUCUCCCUCUGUGGGCUCUGCAGGUUCUUGUGGCUUUCAUUAGCUUUUCAGAGACCAUGUUGCUGGUGUACCUCAGUUAUAAGGGCAACAUUUGGGAACAAGUGCUCCGAAUUCCUUUCAUUCUGGAGAUGAUCAGCGCUGUGCCGUUUGUAAUUACUGUGAUUUUGCCCUCCCUGAGAAAUCUGUUCAUUCCUGUGUUUCUGAACUGCUGGUUGGCCAAGCAUGCCCUGGAGAACAUGAUUAAUGACCUGCACCGGGCAAUCCAACGGACUCACUCUGCCAUGUUCAACCAGGUCCUCAUCCUCAUCUGCACCCUUGUCUGCCUCAUGUUCACCUGUAUCUGUGGUAUCCAGCACCUGGAGCGCGCAGGGAAUAACCUGACCCUGUUCGACUCUCUGUACUUCUGCGUGGUCACCUUCUCCACCGUGGGCUUCGGUGAUGUCACCCCCCAGAUCUGGCCAUCACAGCUGCUGGUGGUGAUCAUGAUCUGUGUGGCUCUUAUCGUGCUGCCCAUCCAGUUUGAGCAGUUGGCCUUCCUCUGGAUGGAGAGACAGAAGUCUGGGGGAAACUACAGUCGAUAUCGGGCCCAAACAGAGAAGCACGUGGUUCUGUGUGUGAGCUGCCUGAAGAUCGACCUGCUCAUGGACUUUCUCAACGAGUUCUACGCCCACCCCAGGUUGCAGGAUUACUAUGUGGUGAUCCUGUGUCCAGCAGAGAUGGACGUACAGGUACGUCGGGUCCUGCACAUCCCCCUGUGGGCCCAGAGGGUCAUCUACCUGCAAGGUUCUGCCCUCAAAGACCAGGACCUAAUGAGGGCCAAGAUGGACGAUGCGGAGGCCUGCUUCAUCCUCAGUAACCGCUUUGAAGUGGACCGCAUCGCUGCCGACCACCAGACCAUUCUUAGGGCUUGGGCGGUGAAGGACUUUGCUCCAAACUGUCCACUCUACGUGCAAAUCCUGAAACCAGAGAGCAAGUUCCAUGUCAAAUUUGCAGAUCAUGUGGUGUGUGAGGAGGAGUUCAAGUAUGCCAUGCUGGCCCUCAACUGUGUGUGUCCUGCCACCUCCACGCUCAUCACCCUGCUGAUACACACCUCCAGAGGACAAACAGCGCCCCCAGAUGCUUUCAGACAACGCACGGGAGCCUUCCAGACACUGACCAGGGAGGGUGGAGCCAGCUCUGCUGACCAAUGGCAGCGCACCUACAGACGCUGCUCAGCCAAUGAAGUGCAUCACAUCCGUCUGGAAGAGAGCAAAUUUUUUGGGGAGUACCAGGGCAAGAGCUUUACCUUCGCCUCUUUCCACGCCCACAAGAAGUACGGGGUGUGUUUGAUUGGGGUGCGCAGGGUGGACACCGCCAACAUCCUGCUGAACCCCGGGCCCUGUCACAUCAUGGGCGGCUCCGACACCUGCUUCUACAUCAACAUCUCCAAGGAGGAGAACUCCGCCUUCGUCAGGGGGCACCACGAAUCCCUGCGCGGACACGGGAGGGGGGGCGGGGGCAACAUGCCCCAAACCAUCUACCACGGGCUGACCCGCCUGCCAGUGCACAGCAUCAUCGCCAGCAUGGGAACUGUUGCUAUGGACCUGCAGGACUCCAAUGACAGCAGCCCAGACAGCUCAGGGGGUGGGGCCGGGAGUGCAGGGGGCGUGGAGAACGGGGGCGGGGCUGAGGGGAGGGGCGGGAACACCUUGGCCCUGCCCGUUGUGUCGGACUCGGUCAAGGAGAGGAGGCACAGCAUCGCUCCGGUCCUGGAGCUGGUGGACGGAGUUAACAGCGCGACCUUCGACCUGCUGGGGGACCAGUCAGAGGAUGAGGGAGGUGAAGAGGGCGAAGAGGGCGGGGACUCGGGCGACACGGACCACUGGUGGGGAGGGCACUCCGAGUGGGUGAAGGGUUAUCCCCUGAACUCUCCCUACAUCGGCAGCUCACCCACCCUGUGCCACCUGCUGCAGGAGAAGAUGCCUUUCUGCUGUGUGCGUCUGGACAAGGCCUGCCACCACGUCCCGUGUGAAGACGCGCGCUCGUACGGCUUUAAGAACAAGCUGAUCAUCGUGUCGGCCGAGUGUGCGGGGAACGGCCUGUAUAACUUCAUCGUCCCGCUGCGGGCCUACUACCGCCCCCGGAAGGAGCUCAACCCCAUCGUCCUGCUGCUGGAGAACCCGCCUGAAGCCCACUUCCUGGAAGCGAUAUGCUGGUUCCCCAUGGUCUUCUACACUGUGGGCUCCAUUGACAAUUUGGACAGUUUGCUCCGCUGCGGGGUGACAUUUGCAGACACCAUGGUGGUGGUAGAUAAGGAGAGCUCGAUGAUCGCUGAGGAGGACUACAUGGCGGACGCUAAGACCAUUGUCAACGUGCAGACCCUGUACAGGCUGUUUCCAGCACUCAGCAUUAUCACAGAGCUGACACAUCCCGCUAACAUGCGCUUCAUGCAGUUCAAGGUGAAGGACCACUACUCCCUGGCUCUGUCCAAGCUGGAAAAGAAGGAGAGGGAGAAGGGCUCGAAUCUGGUCUUCAUGUUCCGACUGCCCUUCGCUGCAGGCAAGGUUUUCAGUGUCAGCAUGUUGGACACCCUGCUCUACCAGUCCUUUGUCAAGGACUACAUGAUCUCCAUUACCAGACUUUUACUGGGGUUGGACUCUACGCCAGGGUCAGGGUUCCUCUGUACGAUGAAGAUCACAGAGGAGGAUCUGUGGAUCAGGACGUAUGGCCGUCUCUACCAGAAGCUUUGCUCCUCCACUGGCGAUAUUCCCAUUGGCAUCUACCGCACUGAAUCCCGCACGCUACCAGUGUCAGAGUCCCAGGUGUCCAUCAACGUGGAGGAGUACGAGGACACUCGUGAGCCGCGGGAGCCCCUCCUCUUUAGGGCGGGGCCUCACCGUAACUCCACCUCCUCGGAGCCGCCCCCCUGCUCCUCCUCCUCCUCGGACCACCCCCUCCUGCGGCGCAAGAGCAUGCAGUGGGCGCGGCGGCUGAGCCGCAAGGGCGGGCGGGGCACGGGGGGCGGCGCCAAGGGCACGGGGAGCGCCGCCGAGAGGAUCAGCCAGCAGAGGCUGACGCUGUUCCGCCGCUCUGAGAGGCAGGAGCUCAACGCCCUGGUGCGCACGCGCAUGAAGCACCUGGGCCUCUCCCCCUCCGCAUACAAUGGGGUGACAGACCAGGGCAACACGCUGUCGUAUAUCCUCAUCAACCCCUCACCCGACACCCGACUGGAGCUCCACGAUGUUGUGUACCUGGUUCGGCCUGACCCGCUGUCACUUGUGUCUGGCACUGGAGUCAACCAAAAGUCCAGCGGGGGUCUGCGAUACGACACCCACCUGUGAGCUAACCUGCAAAACACUGUAAACGACAACCAACACAAGGAAGAGCGAAGAGAGGAGCAGAGGAAAUGAUCGUAGGAGAGGGGGAGGGAGAGAUAGAGACGGAGAGAUACAGAGAGAGAUGGAGAGAGAGAGACAGAGCUAGAGAGAUACAGAGGGAGAUGGAGAGAGAGACAGAGCUGGAGUGAUACAGAGGGAGAUGGAGAGAGGCAGGGAGACAGAGAGAAUGAGAGAGAGGGAUGAGUAAUGUCACAAGGAAGGAGGAAGAGAGAGUAUAUUUUCUGCACAAAGAAAAAUGGUGAAUCCAUUUUUACCCAAAGUUUUGGAGGCAUGGAGGUGUUUACUGCAUUUUUACAAAGAUCUGUAGUCAUGUUUGUGCGUGUAUGUGUGUGUAUGCCUGUUGGUGCAUGCAUGCAUGCAUCGGUGUGUGAGUGUGCAUGGCUGGGUGUGUAUGCGUGUGUACGCGUGCGUGCGCACGCGUGAAAGCGCGCAUGCAAAGUGCAUGCAUAAAAAGCUAAUCACUGCCAUGACGAUUUGACUGCCAAAUACACUUUACCAAAUGGUUUUGGAGGAGACAGAUUGAUAUUUCGUUCAUAAGUGCUGGGUCAGGACACUAAUCCAGUCUGAAAUGGAGGUCUGUGGAUGGAGCCUACGCCACAGCGGCGUUUAAUAGCGACACUCUCUGACGGAAAAUGCUAGCGAUGAGGAGGAGGGCAGAGAGGCCGGAGAGCUCGGGGAAUCCACAGCGCGUCCGUUGUGAAUACGAACAUUUUCACAGGGAAACACAGCUCUGCUGCUGUUCACAUGUCUGUCUACACUGUACAAUCAAUGGAAACAAAUGAGGUUGUGAAAAAAGGUGAACAUAUGUAUAUAUUAAAAACGAAGUAAACCAA